UAUAUUGAAGCGUCCACAGACUGGUGUGACUGCAGUGUGCUCUCUUCAGCUCGCAGUUUCCUUCUCACAUCUACAUCCUGUCUGAAGAGAAUGGACCUCCAAGGCCUGAGAGAGGAUCUCCAUCUUUUUCAGAGCACCCUGUUACAGGACGGACUCAAAGAGCUUCUGAACGAGAAUAAGCUGAUCGAUUGUGUCCUAAUGGUUGGAGACAGGAGCAUCCCCAGCCACCGGCUCAUUCUGGCGGCAUGCAGCCCCUAUUUUCGGGAGCUCUUCUUCUCUGAAGACGGCAAGGAGGCGGACAGGAAGGAGGUUGUUUUGGAGAACCUCGAUCCCAAUGUCAUGGAGGGGAUCGUGAAUUAUCUGUACUCGGCUGAGAUCGACAUCAACGACAGCAACGUUCAGGAGAUCCUGGCCGUCGCAAAUCGCUUCCAGAUCCCGUCGGUGUUCACGGUUUGUGUGAACUACCUACAGAAGAGUCUCACCAAGAAGAGCUGCCUCGCCAUCUACAGGCUGGGACUGAUGCUGAACUGUGCCAGGCUGGCCAUGGCCGCCAGAGAUUACGUCGCCGACCACUUUGAGACCAUAGUCAAAGACGACGAUUUCUUGGAGCUCGCCUCGCCUGAGCUCUUCGCCAUCAUCGGAGCCGAUGCGCUGAACGUUGAAAAAGAAGAGGCUGUGCUUGAGGCUCUCAUGAGGUGGAUCCGAAAGGAUAAAGAAAAGCGAGCAAAGUCCUUGGGCGAGGCCUUCGAGUACAUCCGCUUCCGGCUGCUUCCGGAGAAGUACUUCAAGGAAAAAGUGGAGAAAGAGGAGCUCAUUAAGGGCGAUCCGGAGCUCCUCAAAAAGAUCAAAGUAAUCAAGGAAGCAUUCGCAGGCAAGCUGCCCGAGAAGAAGAAAGGUUCAAGUGAUGCCGAGGGGGAGGAGGGGAUGCUGCCGGGUUACUUGAACGACAACCGCCGAUACGGCAUGUACGCCAAAGACCUGAUCGUCAUGAUUAACGACACCGCUGCCGUGGCCUACGACGGCCAAGAGAACGAGUGCUUUCUUGCAGCGAUGUCUGAGCGAAUUCCCCGAAACCACGUCAGCCUCACAUCGAAGAAGAACCACCUGUAUGUGCUGGGAGGACUGUUUGUAGAUGAGGAGGAUAAAGAAAAUCCUCUGCAGUGUUACUUCUACCAGCUGGACAGCCUUGCUGCUGAAUGGCUUGCCCUGCCACCGAUGCCUUCCCCCAGGUGUCUCUUCGCCAUGGGCGAGUUUGAGAACCUAAUCUUUGCUGUGGCGGGAAAAGAUUUACAGUCCAACGAGUCUCACGACACCGUUUUGUGCUACGACACCGAAAAAAUGAAGUGGACGGAAACAAAGAAGCUGCCUGUGAAGAUCCACGGCCACUGCGUGGUCUCUGAGAACGGCCUGGUGUACUGCCUGGGAGGAAAAACCGAUGACAAUAAAGCGACCAAUAAGAUGUUUGCAUACAACCACAAGAGGUCAGAGUGGAAGGAGCUUGUGCCAAUGAAGACUCCUCGAUCCAUGUUCGGAGCAGUUAUCCACAAGGGGAAAAUUAUCGUGGCUGGCGGAGUCAAUGAAGAUGGAUUGACGGCAUCAUGCGAAGCCUACGACUUUGGGACCAACAAGUGGUCGCCUUUCACCGAGUUUCCCCAGGAGAGGAGUUCGAUCAACCUGGUGAGCUGUGGAGGCCUGCUGUACGCGGUCGGAGGCUUCGCCGUGGUGCAGGACGAGAACAAGGAGUGCACGCCCACUGAAGUCAUUGACAUUUGGCAGUAUGAAGAUGACUCCAAACAGUGGACCGGCAUGAUCAAAGAGAUGCGUUACGCAGCCGGAGCCUCGUGUGCCUCCAUGCGCCUGAACGCAGCCAGAAUGCCUAAACUGUAACACGGGACCUUCACAGCGUUGUUGUGUGUUGCGUUUGUUUACGCACUCCAACCAGACAAUAGAUUUCAACAUUUUAAAAUUUGGA
Fundulus heteroclitus (mummichog) is the source of this 1972-nucleotide messenger RNA. It is a transcript of the gene klhl41a, whose product is annotated as kelch-like family member 41a. Gene Ontology annotation, molecular function: protein binding. The coding region runs from base 91 to 1887 and encodes 598 amino acids. The record is from RefSeq and is a predicted model, not a curated record. Lineage: Eukaryota; Metazoa; Chordata; Actinopteri; Cyprinodontiformes; Fundulidae. The transcript is spliced from 6 exons.